Impatiens glandulifera is the source of this 3226-nucleotide messenger RNA. Its product is annotated as probable RNA-dependent RNA polymerase 5. The record is from RefSeq and is a predicted model, not a curated record. The transcript has 18 exons. Bases 115 to 3066 code for a protein of 983 amino acids. Lineage: Eukaryota; Viridiplantae; Streptophyta; Magnoliopsida; Ericales; Balsaminaceae. Gene Ontology annotation, molecular function: RNA-directed RNA polymerase activity. Gene Ontology annotation, cellular component: nuclear RNA-directed RNA polymerase complex. Gene Ontology annotation, biological process: siRNA processing.
UCUCACCUCCCAUGACACUUUCUCCCUCUAUGCUAGCAGACCUGCAAUUACCACCAUUCUUUCUCCGCCAUUACCACCGACCAAAAAAGCUCCAAACUUUUCAGAACCCAACUCAUGGAUGAUCAUCCCUCCUCCGCUGCAAGAGUUUAUCUCCCUCCUUCCGUAGAAUCCUUGCUCCAAACCAUCUGUGCCAAGCAGUGCCAAACGCCGCCUGACUUAUAUGUCCGACGCAGACUAGCUGCAAUUGGAGAGGAUGCGUCUUUACAAAUUUUAACAAACAUUUCGUCGUGCACGAUUAAGAAGAGCCUCAGUGCCUUUAUUGUACACUUGUCUAAGGAUUAUCUCUCAGAUCAAUCUCCACAAAAAACUGCUUCCCCUAGCAGUAUCAGCCCCAGUUCUAUAUCUAACUCUCUUGCACAAAAAUAUGGUUCAUGCUCACUUUUUGGCACUCCAGAGAGACAAAGGAUUGAAGGGAUUAGCCCCCAGUUGUCUGCCUUGAGUGAACUUGAGUUUAGGAAAUCAUUCUUAAUACUUAGUUAUAUUAGAGGGAAGAAUGUAGAAGAUCUUUUGACAGUUGAUGAUAUUCUAAAUCAUAAAGAUACACCAAUGAUUUCCUUUGAGUCCCUUAUGUGGAACAAAUUCGGUCAGCAAAUUGGGGAUCCUGGAAGUAGAUCAAAGUAUGUGGACUGGGAUUCUGGACAUACACAUAUAUAUCACUGUCAUGUUAAUUCUAAUGGAGCUUACUUCUUUAAGGGGCCAUUUUUAACUACAACGAGAACUCAUCUUCAAAGAAAAUUAGGAGAUGAAAAUGUACUGCUGGUGAAAUUUACUGAUGAGGCUGGUUUUAGGAAAGUUGCUGAACAAGGAGUUCUAGUUGGUUUGAGGCUGUAUAGAUUUUUUGUGUAUAAAGAUGGAGGUAAAGAGGAGAAGAAAAAAGAUCCAACUUCUUCACCUGUCAAAUGUUACUUUGUUAGAAUGCAGUCUGUAGCUCCGUUUCAUGAGGAAGAGCCUUAUAUUCUGUCGGACAAGACAGUUUAUGAAGCUAGAUGUCUUUUUAUGCAUGGACAUACUACAUCUAGCAUGACUAAAUAUAUGGCAAGGUUUUCCUUAAUACUAUCCAAGACGAUACCACUGCCAAUUGAUCUUACUUCUGUGGAAGUUGUCUUCAUUGAUGAUAUUCCAUGUCGGGAUGCAACUGGUUUUAUUGUAAAUAAUGAAGACAAUGAACCUCUUAUACAUACAGAUGGAACUGGGUUUAUUUCAGAAGACCUUGCUAUCAAAUGUCCCAAGGAUUUCUCAAAGCAUAAACAUCUAGAUCAUGUUGAUAUUUAUGACGAUAUGGUAUCUGGAGUCUCAGAAAAUCACGCUACUGCUGCUACAGAUCCGCCUUUGCUCAUGCAGUGUCGAUUAUUUUACAAAGGAUAUUCUGUGAAGGGGACUUUUCUAGUCAACAAAAAGCUUCCGUCUAGAAGAAUUGAGAUUCGACAAUCAAUGGUGAAGGUUACAAGGGACACCGAGGUUAAAAAUCUACUAACUUUAGAUUCGCUAGAGUUGGUGGCUAUAAGUCGAAAACCAAAGAAAACCUUUCUAUCAAAAAAUCUGAUUGCGUUACUUACCUAUGGAGGGAUUCCUGGAAAUUUCUUUAAAAAUAUUCUCAUGAAUACAUUGGAAGAUGUCCGGAAUAUUUUCUCCAGUCAUACUGCAGCAUUACGAGUUGCAAUAAACUAUGGAGAAAUUGACGAUUAUUACACUGUUGCCAAGAUGAUUCUCAACCGUAUUCCUUUGGAUGAACCAUACCUGCAAUACCGUUUGUCUAUCCUUGGAAAAGUCGAACGAACAGGACUAAAAGGAGGCAAACUUCCUAUUGACGAAAGCUUUUACCUCAUGGGGACAGCCGAUCCAACUGGAGUUCUAAAAAGUGACGAAGUUUGUGUUAUUCUGGAGAAUGGGCAAAUUUCAGGGAAUGUUUUAGUGUACAGAAACCCAGGGCUCCAUUUUGGAGAUGUACAUAUACUGAAAGCAGUUUAUGUACCAGACAUGGAGUUCAUCGUUGGAAAUGCUAAAUAUGGGAUAUUUUUCUCAAUAAAUGGCCAGAGAUCGGCUGCUUCUGAAAUUGCAAAUGGUGAUUUUGAUGGUGAUAUGUAUUGGGUCUCAAGAAAUCCUCAGCUUUUACAUUAUUUUAAGGCGAGUGAACCAUGGAGACGCGUUCGAUCAGUUCCAAAUAAGCCAAGUCAAAAGCCUGGCGACCUCUCACCCGAACAAUUGGAACACGAGCUCUUUCAACAAUUCAUUGAAACCAGGUUUCAUCAAAGUAGCUCUAGCGGUAUUGCAGCUGACAGUUGGCUUACAUUCAUGGAUCGUUUAUUAACAAUGGAAGAGAAGGAUCAUUCUGAAAAGGAACGGUUGAAGGAAAAAAUGAUUCAAUUGGUAGAUAUAUACUACGAUUCUCUAGAUGCACCUAAAACUGGAAAAAAAGUUGUGGUUCCAAAAGAAUUGAAAACCGAGCAGUACCCUCAUUUUAUGGAACGAAGUAGAAGCUACCGCUCCAAGUCUAUUUUGGGACAAAUAUAUGAUAUUGUAGUGGAAUCAUUUCAAGCUGAAGGAGAAAUUGGACAACAAGAGAUAUGGAAAUUGCCUAGUUUCAACAUACAACCUCCUCAAUCAGCUAUGGCCAUUUGGAGUCAGAGGUACAAUGAUUACAGAAAAGAGAUGAGUUCUGCAUUACAAUCAAGUAAUACAAGUUCCGGAAGUUCUUCAACUGAAGGUUCAAAGCUAGAUAAAGACUCUAUUAAUGAAGCUGCAAGCCAAAUCAUCAAGAAAUACAAACAGAUUUUGUAUGGCGCGGAUGAGUUUGAACUACGUAAGAGGAAUUUGGAAGAUGUUUGCAAUGAGGCAGUUGCAAUAUAUCAUGUGACGUAUCAAUACGCUCAAUUGAGGUCUUCGGUUAGUUCGUGUGGAUUUGUGUGGAAGGUUGCGGGUGAUGCCCUUUUUCAUAUUCACGCGUUGGGCCUUGACGAAAGGUGCGUACCGUGUUUACCCUCGGUUCUUAGGGAGCUUCUUAGGUAGGACUUAGGAGGAUGUUUAGAUAUGUGGUUUCUAAUGUUGUAAUGUAUUAUAUGUUGUAAUGUAAUGUUGUAUUUAUUCUUCAUGUAUUAUAUGUUGUUGUAUUGGACACUUCAUUUUUAGGCAGUAUUUUACUUUAAUUUAUAAUAUAUUAUAUAUCUUU